This is a messenger RNA of Fusarium coffeatum, 1227 nucleotides long. RefSeq lists its product as uncharacterized. Gene Ontology annotation, cellular component: cytoplasm; nascent polypeptide-associated complex. Gene Ontology annotation, biological process: protein targeting to membrane; proton motive force-driven ATP synthesis. Gene Ontology annotation, molecular function: proton transmembrane transporter activity. The record is from RefSeq and is a predicted model, not a curated record. Bases 1 to 1227 code for a protein of 408 amino acids. NCBI's taxonomy places the organism in Eukaryota, Fungi, Ascomycota, Sordariomycetes, Hypocreales, Nectriaceae. The transcript has 7 exons.
AUGUCUAACCCCCGCGUUGAAGAACUCCCCGACGAGGAGCCCAAGAAGACCACCGUCCAGGACCAUGAGGAUGAUUCCAGCGACGAUUCCGAGGUUGAGGAGGUCGGCGAGGGUCAGCUCCCCGCUGGUUCUACCGUGAUCCACAACCGCAACGAGAAGAAGGCUCGCAAGGCCCUCGAGAAGCUGCACCUCACCCGCAUCCCUGGCAUCACCCGUGUCACUCUCCGCCGUCCCAAGAACAUCCUCUUUGUCAUCAACAGCCCCGAGGUCUACAAGUCUCCUAACAGCAACACCUACAUUGUCUUCGGUGAGGCUAAGAUCGAGGACGUCAACGCUGCCGCUCAACAAGCUGCCGCCGCUCAGCUCGCCUCCCAGAACGCUGAGGACCACUCUGGCCACAACCACGGCGAGCCCAGCAAGGCUGCCGAGGCCGACGAGAAGAAGGAGGACAAGGACGACGAUGAUGAGGAGGAGGAGGAUGAGGAGGAGGAGGUCGAUGCCUCUGGACUCGAGGACAAGGACAUCGAGCUUGUCAUGACCCAAGCUAACGUCAGCCGCAACAAGGCUGUCAAGGCAUUGAAGGAGAACGACAACGAUAUUGUCAAUUCCAUCAUGGCUCUAAUUCCCUGGACGUUCGGCAAAGUCAUCAAACAACCAAAUCAAGAUCAUCCUCUCCGCUCUCUCGACAUCGCAACCUUCUUCAAAAUGGCGACUCGAAGCGCAGCUCUCAAGCUUGACUGGACCAAGGUCACCAGCUCCCUUGGUCUCCGUGGCCAGACCGUUGCCUCCCUGCAGGCCUUCAAGAAGCGCAACGAGGACGUCCGCCGCAAGGUUCAGCAGCUCCAGGAGCAGCCCACUACCGUCGAUUUCUCCCAGUACCGAUCCGUUCUUAAGAACCAGGCCAUCGUCGACGAGAUCGAGAAGCGAUUCAACGCCUUCAAGCCCGUCACCUACGAUGUCAGCCGACAGCUAAAGGCCAUCGAUGCCUUUGAGGCUGAGGCCGUCAAGAACGCUGAGGCCACCAAGCAGGCCGUCGACCUCGAGCUCAAGGACCUUGCCGCUACUCUCAAGAACAUUGAGGAGGCCCGACCAUUCGAGGACCUCACUGUCGACGAGGUUGCUGCUGCCGAGAAGUCCAUCGACGAGAAGACCGAUCAACUCGUUUCCAAGGGACGAUGGAUGGUGCCAGGCUACAAGGAGAAGUUCGGCGACUUGGCUAUGGUUUAG